AUGGACGGCGCCGUAGCCGCGAGCCCCGAGAAGCCAACGCGGACCCGGUCCAUGUCCUCGGACGAGACGACCGGCGCGUCGGAGGAAGACUUCUAUGACGCCCAUGACGAGGAAGGGCAGUCGCCGAGGCGAUCGGUCGUCGUGCCAUGCCCACCGAGCAAGCCAGAGCUGCCGCCGAUUCCCGAGCAGCUACAGGAGAGUGUGGUCCGGCCAGAGGAGCCGCUGCCACCCGCCACGAGCGACGCCGUCGACGUCUUUGUCGUGCGCAACAAGGACACGGGCGAAGUCUACGACAUCCGCGAGCUCGAGGCCCAUCCCGUCGACUGCUACACGAUGUUUCCGCAGAACUUCGAGCCGCCCGCCGCUGACGACGAGUCCGAGCCACACAUACACGAAGAGAAGUCUAAGACGUCCAUCAAGGCACGGCUGCGCAUGACCUUCAAGAAAAAGGACAAGCAGUCCAAGGCCAAGGCAAAGCCGAUGGCCGGCGCCGUCCACGUCGGGUCGUCGACCAAGGACAAGCGCGAGUUCAGUGCACUCACUGUCGCUCAGACCAUCACGUGCCACCAUGGCACGAUCUGGACCAUGAAGUUUAGCCAUGAUGGCGCGCGGCUCGUGACCGGCGGCCAAGAUGCGAUUCUCCGCGUCUGGAAGGUGCACGCGCUGGGCGGCGCCGACGCAGAGACGUCGCCGCGACCGCUCUUCGUCGAGACGCCCGAGCAGUCGUACCAGGGCCAUUCGAUGCCGAUUGUCGACGUCUCGUGGAGCCGCAGCAACUUUAUCUUGUCGGCGUCCAUGGACAAGACGGUGCGGCUCUGGCACAUCUCCAAGGAAGAGUGUUUGCACGUCUUCCAGCACCCCGACAGCGUCCCUGCCGUCGACUUUCAUCCGAAAGACGACCGGUUCUUUCUCUCGGGCUGCUUUGACAACAAGGCGCGCAUCUGGAACAUCCCCGACGGCUGCGUCGUCUCGUAUGUGCAGACGCCCGUCAUGAUCACGGCGGCGACGUUCCAUCCGUCCGGGUCGCGCGUCAUUGUCGGUCUCCUGCACGGCCAAUGCAUCUUGUACCAAGUCAACAACCACCAAGCGAUGAACUACUACACGCAGAUCGACUGCCGCAACGCACGUGGUGCGACGCGAAAAGGGCGCAAGGUCACCGGCAUCGAGUUUACGCCCGAAGGCAAGUUCUUCCUCGUCACGACCAACGACUCUCGCAUGCGGCUCUUCUCGGUCGACAACUAUGCUCGCGUGUGCAAGUACAAGGGUCUUCGCAACGAGUACCUCCAGAUCAAAGGCCGCUUCAGUCAAGACGGCGACUACGUCAUUUGCGGCUCCGAGACCGGCAACGUGUACAUUUGGCACAAGGCCAAUGCGAGUGCGCACGGCGCGGGUCUCCUCGGCGGCAAGCAAGACCGCAACCAGUCCUUCGAGUACUUUACCGCGGUCGAGGGGGCCAGUGGCGUCGUGACCGUCGCGCUCUUCGCCCCGGCAAGUACGUUUGCCUUGGCGCCGCUGCCGACGACGGACCACGACAAUGUCCAUGUCCAAGCCUGCACGGGGUACAUGGUCACCGCCACGUACGACGGCGCGAUCAAGGUCUUUACGCGGCUCUCGGACGCGUCGUAG
Saprolegnia parasitica CBS 223.65 is the source of this 1626-nucleotide messenger RNA. RefSeq lists its product as hypothetical. NCBI's taxonomy places the organism in Eukaryota, Oomycota, Saprolegniomycetes, Saprolegniales, Saprolegniaceae. Gene Ontology annotation, molecular function: protein binding. Bases 1 to 1626 code for a protein of 541 amino acids. The record is from RefSeq and is a predicted model, not a curated record. The transcript is spliced from 9 exons.